AUCACAUUCCCUUAUAAGUGGAAGUGAAGUCUCUUUGUAAUGUGCUCUUUAAGGUUGUCUCUAUCUCACUUUGCUCCCUUACUGCGCACGAAACUGGUUUCCAUUGCUUCUUCUGGGCCACCUUUACCGCCCGGCAUACUCAUUGAUGAAGAGAUCUCGCCAUUCUACAAUCCCAACCACUUCUAUCCAGCCAAGCCAGGAGAGACACUCAAUGAUGGCUAUCAAACGUUAGUCAAAUUUGGCUAGGGCGUUUCUUUAACAGUAUGGCUCGCUCAUGAUCUGCAAAGUGAUGUCGAAGAACCGGAGACUGUGGUGGCAUUGAAGAUUGCCAAUAACAAUGCGCGCUAUGCUGGCCAUGAGCACGAGGUUGAAGAGCACAUUUCCACCGCAGACCCCUCGCAUCGCGGUUGCUCACUAAUCCGCACAAUUGCUAAACUCCUUCGAAGUCCAAGGCCCGGAAGGGUCUCACUCCUGUCUUGUGUAUCCGCCUCUGAGGGAGCCUCUAUCCAUGUAUCAGCAGCGCUUCGCUGACGGGAGGACGCCACUGCCCCUUAUCAAAACUUACAUCCGUACCCUGCUCACGGGACUUGAUUAUCAUCACCAAGACUGUAGGGUAGUCUAUACAGGUAGGUUA
This is a messenger RNA of Aspergillus japonicus CBS 114.51, 634 nucleotides long. RefSeq lists its product as uncharacterized. Bases 40 to 246 code for a protein of 68 amino acids. The record is from RefSeq and is a predicted model, not a curated record. The transcript is spliced from 2 exons. NCBI's taxonomy places the organism in Eukaryota, Fungi, Ascomycota, Eurotiomycetes, Eurotiales, Aspergillaceae.